Molecule: messenger RNA, 1021 nt
Organism: Labrus bergylta (ballan wrasse)
Lineage: Eukaryota; Metazoa; Chordata; Actinopteri; Labriformes; Labridae
Source: RefSeq, a predicted model, not a curated record
UUGCCUAGCAACAGCGUAGUUUUGUUCUAGCUCUCGGAGUAAACUUUUGCCACUUUUCUCAGACGAAAUGCCCAAAAAGAAAGACAAGAAAGGCGCCGACAAACAAGAUGACAACAAGAAAACACCAAAAAAGGGGACUGCCGAUACUCCUGGAGACAAAACUGCCUCUGACAACAGAGAAAAGGAAUUAUAUUUGAUUCAAAUACGGUAUUUGAACGAGCAAUUGGAGGGAUAUCAGCUGAAAUGUGAUCAACUAGAGGCAGAAAAGCAGAGCUUGAGCUCUCAGCACAUCUCACUGGAGAAGGAGAAGAAAGACAGUGUUGAGUAUUUGAAACGCACUCUGCGGGAGAAGGAGGAAAAGGUGGACGAUCUGACAGAGCGCCUGGUGGGCCAGCAAGAGGCUGCAGAUCAGGACAGAGACACCCUGCAGCUGCAGAUCAGUCAGCUGAGGAAAGAGCUCCUAGACCAGAUCAAAGAACUCACUACUGAAAACAUGACACUUGCUGGCAGGCUGGAUAGUCUGACUGAGUUUCAGAAGCAGAAGGAGCAGCUGAUGUCCACCGUGGAGUCUAUGGAGAAGCAGCUUACGAGCCAGGAGGAGGAACACAAAGCUGACAUCCACAGCCUGGAGAUGAAAGUGCUGCUAGAGAAGAGGAGGUUAGAGAAGGAGAUGGAGAGCCACGUUGCAGCCAUAGGGGCAGAUGUGCAGCACAGAGUGAACCAGAAGGUCCCAGAGACGACCAGGUUGGCCAUUCAGGAGAAUAUGGAGCUGAAGGCCCAGAUGGGUCAGCUGUCUGUGCACACACAUAUUGUGAUGGAGGAGAACUCUACUCUGCAGCAACGAAAGAGUACGCUAAGUAUGGAUGUGGAGAAUCUGGAGCAAAUGCUCAAGGAGACAUCCCGCCAGAGCUGCAUCCUCAAGAGGGUGGUGCAGCAGCUCACAGAAAAGUGUCAGCAGCAGCAAACCGAGCUGAAAGAGCGCAGCCAUGAACUCAAGCAGCUUCAGAAUGAACACGCGGGA